AUCAGCAUCGAUUAUAAUAAUCUACCAUGUUCUAAUAGAUUUUCAACAAGAUAGGGCAUGAAAGACUACAGUGUUCAACGUUCCAGACUUCAAAAGUUUCAGAUUUCAAACCAUGUUUAAUUCUCCACUUUAAUGUACUGUGCUCAAUUAAUGUUUGAGUGCACGUUUCUUAAUAGAGAAAACUUCAGUUCUUCUUAACUUAUAACAAGGCUGCAAUCAUUUACUAUGGUUCUUGAAAAGCGGGUAAUACUAGCCUUUAAUAUGCUGAACAACAACAAUAUUGUAGUGAAUAUGACAGAUCAUAUAGAAAGGCGAGCUGAAAGAUAAAACAUAAAGGGAAACACGGGCGUAGUUUGUUAAAGCCAAGGUUAUAAAUAGGUUAAGCAUCAAAUCAUUCAUUAUCUCCCCCCCACGUAGGCUAAACCGGUCAAUCGGCCAUUCGCUUUUGAUUGCAGUCUAGUUUUGUUUCCCAGGCUGCUAUGACGUCAGUCUGACUGUAGUACUGUAUGCACUGUGCAAGCGACUAAACCCAAAACAUUAAAAACUGAACUAACGGUUUACAAUCACCGGGAACAGGAACGGUCCAGCGCAAGGUGAAGAAAAAGGACACGGAAGAAAAUCAACGGCACCACGAGACUGGCGCAGCACUUAGCAAAAUUGAUUUUUUUUUUGGUCUUAGGAAAACGUAUGCAUGCUAGAGAGUUUCACUGUAGAGGGGCUGAUUGAAUAACCAUGGCAACAGUAGCAGCAGUAACAUCGAGCUGCUUAUAGCAAUAAACACUGAAACAUUGUCGCCGUGCAUCUGCAGACCCGUGCAAUAAAGAUUAUUACAGGUAAAGGAAAGAAAGAGAGAGAAAGUGGAAUAAGGGAAGAGGAUAGCUGAAAUUGUCGUACUGCAGCAGUGUGACAGGUGAUGCACUGGAAUAGAUCAUGUCUGAAGUACAGGGAACCGUGGAGUUUUCUGUGGAGUUACACAAGUUUCACAAUGUGGAUCUGUUUCAAAGAGGGUUCUACCAAGUGCGAGUUGGUUUGAAAAUAUCAUCACGUGUUCCACAUAGAUUAAUAACAACGAUACCAGGAAAUACAGGUGAAUCUAGCUCUACCUCUGCAUGUGUCCUUGACUGUACUGUGCUCAGCAAGAUAUUUCAGAUCUUGUACAGGAAUGAAGAAAUUGCGGUUAAUGACUCUAUGAACUUCAAGGUUCACUUGCUUCUGGAUGGUGAAAGAGUAGAAGAAGCACUGAGUGAAGUAGAUUUUCAACUCAAACUAGACCUGCACUUCACUGACAACGAACAGCAGUUGAAUGAUAUUUCUUCAGUCCCUCUCAUCAGCAGUCGGACACUUGGUCUGCACUUCCACCCACGGAGAGGCCUGCACCACCAUGUCCCGGUUAUGUUUGACUACUUCCACCUUUCUGUUAUAUCAGUCUCCAUCCACGCUUCACUGGUUGCCUUACAUCAACCAUUGAUCAGUUUUGCUCGUUCAGGAAAGAGCUCCUGGCUGGGAAAGGGCUCUCCAGAAAAUGGAACAGAUCAGUCUGCUAUGUCGUUAGAGAACCUCAUGUUUGGGGCUGGAUACUGCAAGCCUGUUAUAACAGAGGGCAGUUUUUAUGUUGCCUCAGAAAACUGCAUGCAGCGUGCACACACGUGGCACAGGAGACUUUGUCGUCUUCUGCUCUCUGCACACAGAGGUCUACGCACCUACUUCAUCGGCCUAAUGAAAGAAAUACCUGACCUGCCUCAAGUGGAAAUAGAAGAGCUCCCCAUAGAGGAAACCUUAACUCAGCUUUCCAUUGAACUGCAGGUACAGAACAGUCAUGAUAAAGUAGCUGAGCAGAUCAGCAGAGAUUUAACCCAGCUCUGUUCCCACCUCACGGCUCUCUGGAGCCAGUUUCUUGAAACCGUAGUUCCUCAGGCAGAAGUUAUGUCUUACUUGGCUCAGGACCACCACACAUUAAGGGUCAGAAGAUUUUCAGAGGCAUACUUUUUUACAGAGCAUCCCAAAACUACAUCUCUAACAUUUCAAGAAGAACUCAUCCAGAGACACAGCCAGAUUGCUUCAGAGGUGAGAGGAUCAGAGUACCUCACAAGGAUGCCCCCUUUACCAGUGGAAUGUCUAGAUAUAGAUGGGGAUUGGAAUACUCUUCCCAUUAUUUUUGAAGACAGAUAUGUAGACCUUCCCAGAGCAGAUCAUAGUUUGGACAGUGUCACAUUGUCCUCACCACAUGUGCCAACUUCUGAUGGAAAUGCAGAGAAGGCAUCUUCAGAUAUUGACGCCUCUCCAGCUGCUGCUAUCACUGCAUGCUUAACAGCAGAACAUGCUUCUGAAACACCAGCAAUAAAUGAAAACCUUUCCAACAGUGAAGGGUCUAAAGAGGUGCCAACUUAUGUUUCAAGGAUAGGUGAACUCCAGGAAAGCAAUAAUAACGUCAAGAAGACUCAUCCCUCACAAGAUUACUCAAGUGAUUUUGAGCUGAAGAAAGCAGAUCAUAUGGAGCUUUUGUUUAACAAAACAGAAGAAAAGUCUAACACAGGUCUGAAGUAUAUUGAGGUUAGGCCUAGUGAUAUAGACCCUUAUAGGGGAGAUGCAGUCAUUGUAGUAACAUCAAAUGCAAUUGCAGAUACCUGUAACACCUCGGAUCACAUUCCUGAAUGUGAAAGAGAACCCGAUAGCAAAGUUUUUAUUAAUAUUGAUCAAAAUGACACAGUUGAGACUGAUGUAAAUGCAUCUCAAUUAAACAUUUUAGAUAAUAUGAAUAUGAAAGAAACAAUGCAGCAUCCUGAGUUUAAAGCUUAUGGGAAUGAAGACAUGCUGUUAACCAGUUUGUCUAUCACAGAUUACCCAGCUUCAGAGCAUAGUAGGUCUCCAACUGUGUCCAGUGAAUGUGACACAAGCAAAGAAGAUGUAAACAAAGCAGGAAAGAUACACUGUGGCAGCAACUUAAAAGUCAUGAAGAGAUCUUCAUCUGUUAUUUCGGAUUCAGGGAUUGAGAGUGAACCUAGCUCCGUAGCGUGGCCAGACGUCCGCAUCAGACCACAGGAUUUCUCCAAUGACCGGGAUAUUUUGCAACAUUUGGUGAGGAGGCAUGCUAUGCAUCGCAACUCUUUGGAAGGCUGCCAGACCGAGAGUAAUGCAAGCUUACCAAGUGGAAUACAGGCCUCUUUAACCUCCAUAAGUUCAUUGCCUUAUGAGGAAGAGGAACAGGAGAUAGAGCUCAGUAAACUGACAAAGUCAGUCUCUGCUCCACAGAUCAGUAGUCCAGAGGAAGCUGAUGAGGAUCAAGAAGCUGCUGAACAUCUUCUUGACACAGAAAGUGACAUAACAAGUGGCUAUGACCCAGAAUGUUAUGCUGCUGUGGGUGCAAAUGCAGUCAGACAAUUUGAUCAUCCAACUGGAACUCAUUCUUCUCUAGAGGAUAUUCUAGAAGGUGACAUAACAGAAUGUGCAGUAUUUAAAUGGAAGACCUGUACUGAUAAAAAGGAGAUUAUACCCUAUGUGGAAAGCUAUGAGUACUCAAAGGAAACUCAGAGACCUGCUGAUCUAGAAUUAGAUAAGAACAAAUUGAACCCUCAAGAAGCUGAAUCAGUAUUAAGUGGUGUACCAGAGGUAAUGCUGUUUCAAAAAUUUGUUGAUGAUGCAGAUGAAGUUAAAAAAACAGUUGUUUCUGAACCAAUUGAGAGUAAAGGAAACUGCAAAAAUGGUAGUGUGUCAACAUCUGAAGAUAUACUGAUAUAUAGCCAAGAGCUACCACAUCACAAUAAUGAAACUCAUCUGCUGGAACAAAAAGAAUGUCUUAUGAAUGAGACUCGAACAUCCAUUAGCACCAGGGACAAAGACCCAGCCAGUGAUGUCGAACCAAUAUUCCAUCACAUUGAAUUGAAUGAACAUGAUACAAUGAUGCAAGUGGAUCAAGAUCAAGUGCUUGAGCAAAAUAAGAGCCAAAAUGAAAUCCAAGGAACUGAUAAAGACAAUGUUAACUGCAGUGGUGGUGAGAAUGAUGACUAUGAGCACCAGCUUUUUGCUAGUCAAGGAAAAACUUCAAAAAUCCCAAGUUCAGGGUUAGCAUUUGUGAACAGAAAAGUUGUUGAAGUAGUUAACUUGUCAGUGUCCUGUGCCCCUACAUGCCUGCCGUUUUCAUCCGUGCUCAGAGAUUCACCAUCUGUCAGUGGUAUUUCAAUGAGGCAAACAGCAUCACCCAUCACCAGACAACCCCUUGGAUCCUUUGGUGUAAUAUCUUCCAGUUCUUUCAGUUCAGAUGAAGAAACCAAUGAGAGAAUGAUACAUUUCUACAAAGCCAAAGAUGACUUGCUGAAUGAGCUGAACUUUCAGGGCACUAUGUACAGUGAUUUGCCCCAGUUGGCCUCCGAGGUGCCAUAUUUCCCACCUGAGGAAGAGGAUGAAGAGUUUGAGGAUGGAAUUCACUUAGUGGUCUGUGUCCAUGGAUUAGACGGAAACAGUGCAGAUCUACGCCUGGUGAAGACAUUUAUUGAGCUAGGUCUUCCUGGAUCCAGACUGGACUUUUUAAUGUCAGAAAGAAACCAGGCAGAUACAUUUGCUGAUUUUGACACAAUGACAGACAGGCUAUUGGAUGAGAUCAUUCAGCACAUUCAGCUCUAUAACCUUACCAUAGCCAGGAUAAGUUUCAUUGGACACUCCCUGGGCAAUGUCAUAAUCCGGUCAGUGCUGACUCGUCCCCGGUUUCGAUAUUACCUCAGUAAGCUUCACACAUUCCUCUCCUUGUCUGGCCCCCACCUAGGAACUCUCUAUAACAACAGCACUUUGGUCAGCACAGGACUAUGGCUAAUGCAGAAACUGAAAAAAUCUGGAUCACUUUUACAACUGACAUUCACUGGUAAAUGUUAUCCAGCACAACAUACCUUGGAUAAACAACAUGAAAGAAAAUUCAAUGAUAAAUUUUAAGACUUAUUUUCUUCUUUUUAAGGUCCAGUAUAUACAGAGAUGAUAAAUAAUCUACUUCAGCCCUUGUUGGACGCCAAGGACUGUACACUGAUACGUCAGAAUGUAUUCCAUGCUCUGCCAAAUACCGCCAAUACUUUGAUUGGACGGGCUGCUCACAUUGCUGUAUUAGAUUCUGAGCUUUUCUUGGAGAAAUUUUUCUUGGUCGCUGGACUUAAUUAUUUCAAAUAGGAUUUUUCUCAGUUAUAAUCAUCCAGUUUAUAUCCCAAAUUAACUCGUCCAGAAAUGGACUGUCUCCAAGAGUCUGUACAUAGUCAUAAUACAUUUAUAAAAAUUAGCUUUAAAGCAAUCAUUUUCAUGCACAUACUGUAAAAAAAAUUAUGUAAGUUAUAAUAGAUGAGAAAAUAUCCUUAUCUUGUUGUCUUCGUAACUUUGUAUGGUACAGUAAGAAAGAACAUUGAAAAUAAAAUUACAGUUUUACAUUUUUUAAUUAAAGUUUUCCCCUUUGAUAGGCAUUUUGCAACCAAUCUGAUUUAUAUGUAUUACAGUAUUGAUAUUUCAAGACUUUAAUUAAAAUAAUUCAAGUUAUUUAAUAUCAAGUACAUACUAUAAAAUAUAUUAUUCUUAUUGAACCUUCAUUCUUCUCAAUACCAAUUUACUGUACUUGAUUCUUUAAGAAAACCGGGAUGUCUCUUACAGUUAAUUUUUGGAGUACCUGAAUAUUCGCUACAAUUAUUUCACAAGUAACAUUAGAUUAAUAUUAGGGUAGAAUAUACAUAGAACUAUUUGAUUUGGCAUUUUAUUAAAACUACUUGUACUGUAUAACUAAUAAUAAUACAAAAAAAUGGUGGAGAUCAUAAUUUAAAACUAAUAAGAAUAAAAUGGUGGGUAAUGUAGCAGAAUUUUACAGUGGAAUGUUUUAUGAACUAGUGGACAUUUAUUAAUGAACACCAUCUUUUGUUAGCUCUUUAAUCUUUAUAACUCAUAAACAUAUGUAUGUACUUUAUUUAGAAUCCUAUAUAUUACACAACAUUUCAUUAUGUAGUAUAAUAAUGACAUAAUCAAGCCAAAUCAUAAAUGGAAGUAUUAUACUCAUAAAAAGCGAUACUUUCUAAUUUCAUGUACAUCUAUUACAAUACAUGUGAGAUGCAUUAGUAUAUUUACUUACAAUAACCCUUAAAUGCCUUAAACUUUUAAAAGGCUAAAGAGUUCAGAUUUGUGGAAAAUAUUGAUUGAGGGUACUAUUGCUUUAAAAUAUUUGUGGGUACUUUACCUACAGUUUUAUAGCUCACACCAUGGGCAUGAAAGAACACUGAUAUUAAUUGCUAAAAAAAAUAAAACAAGAAGAUCAAAAAUGAUUGCAAGCUAUUAUUUCAUUUUCUAUUGCCUGACAGGUAUGUGACAGAAAAAAGCUCCCUCAGUGUGGAAGCUUCAUAUAUUUUAGCAACUGUUUUGUUUUGUUUUACUUAGAAGCACACAUGGUAACCAAUAUCAUGCAAUAUCAUAAUUUCAUAAUGUUCUGUAUAUUCCUGUGUCUCUUUUUUAGGUUAGAUAAAACACCAUUUAAAAAAUAACAGUCACAAUUGUUAUUCCUGACGUUUGAGUUGAUCUUAAUAUUGUCAUCUAGAUUUUCUAUUUGUUGUCUCAAAGCAACUUUGUUGACAUUAAAUAGUGUAAAUUUUGAAUGCAUAUCAGUAAAACUAAAAAAAAGAAACAAGCUAAAGUUAACUUUAUGAGAAUAUUUUUAGCAUUUUUGUUUUAUCUCUCAAAAUGGGCUACUCUGGAAAAUGAACAUCAAAAAGGCUUUAUGAAAUGUAUUAUGAUGGCUAAUAAGAUAACAUUAAGAAAAUAAAUUAACAGAGCAUUGCACUUCAGUAAAUGGAUUCCACUAGAGACUGCUGUUAAAAUUAGUCCAGGUAUUUUCAUUUCCUUUUGCCAAAUAAUGUUUACAUUUUGAUAAUACACAUUUUUCAAUACAAGGAGUUAAUAAUUUCAUCUUAUAAUUAUAAAAUAUACAUUUUAUGUAAAAUAAAAGAAUAAAUUGUUAAAGCCUUUUUUUCUUGAUACCAAGAGAAGUAGACACAUUAAUAAACUUUGACAGUAUGACACAAAUUGUUACUUACAGUAAGUGGAUGAAUGUGGUCCAUCUCUAUCCAUCUUUUCAUUGCUUUAUUUAUGCUUUUACAUUUUUAACCAUAUUCAGUAUUGUAUUGUUGUUUAACCCGUUUUUCAUGUUUAAUGAAAAAAAAGACCUCUUCCCAAGUAUAGAAUUAACUUUAAUUUCCAUAUUAAAUCACUAUCCAAGAGCUUUGUACUGUACAUUCUCUAAUGAACUGAUGCAUAAUUUAAACAUGUUAAUGUUUACUGUCCGGAGAUCCAGGCAAAAACAAAAUCUUCCGAAACACCUACGAAAUCAUUCCAGAAAUGUUCCAAUUUAGACUUCAAUUAAUCCAGAACUUUCUUUUAAACUGGUGCUUUGAGACUGAGACAGAGUGCACAGUUAUUUUGUGAUAACUUAUUGUUGUAACUCUCUGAUCAAACCAAAAUGUCUCACGCACUGUUUUCUUGCCUUUUCUUGUUAGUUUGUUAAAAUUCUUCCACACCUCUGUGCUUUCUUCCUAUAUUACAUCCUGUACUGUGUGCACACAAAUCUGCCGUGCAUGCUUACAAAUACAACACAUGCUGUUGGUUCCAGUACUCAUUAAUACCACUAAGUAUGCUAUGCUGAAGAGCAGCUAACAAAUGAAGAAUUGGACUGACAUUUCUCACUUUAAUUAAAUAGUUUUCUAAAACAAAUGUUCAAGGAAAAAGACAAACCACAGAAUUAUGCCCAGUUAAUUAUAAAAUGUGUAAAAGUGUCUAUCCCCAGCAUUCUUCACUUCAUAUUCCUUUCCCCCAUUUCUUCACUACCUUUUCAGGUUGGUCUUGGCUCAUUCUAGUGGGUUCUGAGUGGGAGUUCCACUACUAUCAUCCUUAAAGUUGUGCUGUUCUUCCCUCAGUAAGCAGAUCAAAACAAAAACAAUAAUACACAGUCCUUAGCCACAGAUUUACUCCAUAUUUGGGGGUCUAUCCGAAGCUUCUGAAUCAUAUUUCAGAAGUUACAACAAAACCUGCCAUUUCUCACAUUAUUUUGCUAAAAUUGUUUAAACUUUAUUUCAGGUGACAUUCCUGAAAACAUACUGUAUGUUAAGGUGACAUUUGAAUGUACUCUUCCUAUUUAGAUUCUUCUUCGUGUUUGGACCAACAUUGCUUUGUAAAUUAUGUGUCAUUGUGAUUGACUUGAACGGCUUCCUUUAGGUGCUUGUAUUGGACUCUGUUAUCUUUACUGUACUGUAUGUAAGAAAUUUCUGAAUUUCAACUGGAAUGCCUCAUCAAUCAUGAGACUUUUUAAAGCUGUAAAAAAGUUUAAGGUGUAUUUUUGUUCUGUUAAAGAACAAAUGCUAGCCUUUCUGUAAAUUAUAUUGUUUAGCCCGAAGUAAUUAAAAUAAUUUUUCAUUAAAUUAUAGAAGCUUUACAAUGAGAAGCAUAGUAUCAGGCAAAAAUAUUUAAUAUAUCAACAAAUCACAAUAAAUGGGCAAGAGUAACUAGGAGAUAGAAAAUAGAUGUUUUUGAAGAAUCAUGUUUGCAUCUGUAUAUUGUCAUUAUGUAAAAUGUUUGCAAAGAUGUGUUAACAUUAUGGUUCAGAAACAUUAAAUAUAUUUCUUAACACAACAUACCCAGAUACAUUUGUUCUGACUUUUUUACUGUAAGAUAUGACAUCAACUGAAAAAGUCAAAAAUAAAUACAAGGUAUUUUAAAGUUCAUAAUGAUCAGGAACACUUACUUUAAAAAAUGUCUUUCAAAUCAAGAAAGUACUAAAUUUUUUAAAACUCUUUUUGAAUAUUUGGUUCAUUGUAAUCUUUAAACUAUAAAACUAACAGCUCAUACAUACUGUAUCAUUAUUUACAUUGCACAGCGUUGAAAAUAUUGAUUGGGAUAUGAUGUUGAAAAAUUAAAGAAUAAUAAUUGACUAGAAAUGCCAUAUCACUUUGUCAGCUACUGUAUCUCUCAACAAGUAACAAGUUCUAUAUUUAAGCAAAGGAACACUAUUAGAGAAACUGGUAGAAGUCAGAGGCUUUCUGAUAAUGGAUGGAUUUAACAAUAGGCUUAAACAGUCUUAAAAGAAUCUGAAUUGAAGAAAGUUUCAAACUAUGCCUUUGCUCUUUUCAACCUUAAAAGUCUCACUUUCAAUAUAGCAUUAUUUUAAUUAGAUCCUGAAAUCGAAACCUGUUUUAUUUAAACUAAUAUCCAAUGAUGUCAUCAUUCUCAUUAUAAUAUCUUCUCCACAAUUGCCAGCUUUCAAUAUGGAUUUCUGUAAGUUCCUUAUAUAAGUACCUGUAUUUUAUUUGUUCUAUUGUUAUUAUGUUGUUUUUCAUCAGAGGUGUACUUAUUACUACCCAGGCAGCUUGAAUUGUUAUAAAACAAUGGUUUGUAACGUGAAUCCUUAUCAUUAUUGUAUUAUCAUUUGUCUGCUAUUAUCUGGUUCAUAUUUCACACAAUUCCUCCUGUAAAUUGAGUAAUGAAUGUAAAAAAGUGAAUUCACUGUGAGAUCGUAACAUGUAUUAAUUAAUUUAUUUACUUAUUUUGUUUAACAGAUAUUAUCUAUAUUAACAAAAGAUCAUCUGUGCCAAUAUGAUUCUACUAUUUUUCUAUGUAUGCUUAUGUGCUUUGCUGUGGCUUGUGU
Lepisosteus oculatus (spotted gar) is the source of this 9640-nucleotide messenger RNA. Lineage: Eukaryota; Metazoa; Chordata; Actinopteri; Semionotiformes; Lepisosteidae. The record is from RefSeq and is a predicted model, not a curated record.